UGCAGUGGCGGCGGCGGUGGCGUUCUAUUUGUCAGACCGCGUGCGACCGGGGCGGAGCGUGUUGUGGGGAGAACGUUUAUAAAACGCGUUACCGGUCCCUUCCGGCCGAUCAGUAGCUCUCGGCUAACCACAUCGCGCACACGCACAAACGUAAUCCGUCGCACAAUUGAAACAAUACUUCGUCGACGCACACGAUAUCUUGGAAGACGCAAUUUGAUUAGUUUUCGACCGUCGCUUUACGUUAUACCUAUACUCGAGUGCAGUACCGUUUUACAGUGCGCGUGUUUAAUCGAACGCAGCAAAGUGCAAAACCACUUCAUAUUAUAAUAUUGCUAAGAGAUUUUUGAAAAAUAAUAAUCGCUUUUUUUGUUCGCGAUCUUUUUGACUGACGCGGCGGAUAACACAUAACGAUAUUAUAAUGGCGUCGGUACUGAACAUGAACUACGGCGCGUACUUCGGUGGCGACCGGUACGACGUCGAGCAGUACGACUUGUCGGCCAGCGACACGCUUCGCGCCGUCUACGAGGCGGCUUUCUCCAACGGCGGCGCACCGUCAUCGUCGGCUGUCGCAGCGGUGGCCAACGCGACAUCGGCUCAGGGUGUCGGCGUCGACGUUUCGGCGUCAAUGAUCGACGUUUCGGCGUCAAUGAUCGGCGUUUCGGCGUCGAUGAUCGGCGGCUGCGGCGGCAUGAGAGGCGGUUCGCCGGCCGGUUCCGCGUGCACAGUCGUCACCACGUCCACGGCGACGGCCUCGUCGUCGUCCUGUGCCGGCGACGAUCCGAAAUCACCGUACGGCGGCUGCGGCGUCGGCGAGACGGCCCUCGACUUUGGCGCCUACGACGACGGACUGGGCGACGACCUCGCGGGCGGCGAAGGCGGUUGCACGGACAAGGUGACGAAGAAACGCCGCUUAGCGGCCAACGCCCGGGAACGGCGGCGCAUGCAGAACCUGAACAAGGCGUUCGACCGGCUCCGCACCGUGCUGCCCACGCUCGGCAACGACCGGCAGCUGUCCAAGUACGAGACCCUUCAGAUGGCCCAGACCUACAUAACGGCCCUGUACGAUCUGCUCCAGUGAUCGGUCAUUUCGAGGCUCUCGACUUCGGGUCCUGCUGUCCAACAAAUAAAUAUGCUCCACGAAUUAUACGGUAUACGUGGGUACCUACCUACCUACCUACCUCUGAUAAUAAUAAUAUUUUGUAGGCACGUGGCGAACUUCAAGUAAUAAUAUUAUAUAGGUAUUACCGCUGCCUUACAACAUAAUAUUAUUAUUAUUUAUAUCGGAUAUUAUUAUAGUAAUAAUCUAUAAUAUUAUGUUUAAAUAACAAAAUAAUUAUAUAAUAUUGUGUAUUGUCCGGUUCCUCGUCGUCAGGACGCGUAUUUUAUUAUUAUUAUAUUUACAUAGACUAUAGACUCACCAUCGAUUUAGGAAAUUCGACUCAUCCCUCUUUGAACGGAUUAUAAUAUGGUAUUUUACUCGUAUAAUAUUAUUAUAUUAUAGAUAAAGAUGCAGCGUGGUCGAUUUUAUGUAUUCUUACCAUCUAAUAGUCAGUGGCGGUUUUACGGGGUGUCAAAAUAAUGUAUGUUUAUUGACAGUCGAUACUUACUUUUUUUAUUAUAAAAUAAUAUAAUGACUUUGAAGUACACAAUAUUAUUUUUAACCACCCCCAACCACAAAAGAUCAUUUUUGAAAAUCUGCCACUGACUCCAUAAUAUAUCGCGACCUCUAUAUUAUGUCACACGAGUAUAAUAUUAUAAUAAUAUGUUAUCAUUAUUUUUACUAUUAUUUUAUUGUUGUAUAUCACCCUAGUCCGAUGUUUAUUAUUGUCUUUUGUAUAUUAUCAAAUCGUAUAGUAUGUAAGCGUUAUUUUUAUGACGAUAUAUUUUGGUAUACGCAUCGUGUCGCCUGGCGUGUAAAUAAUUAAUAUCAUUAUCGCGACCGUAAAAUAUGACGUAGAAAAGCAUCUUCGUCUACUGAUGGGGGGACCAUCGUUCCUCCGAAGUAGAUUGAAAAAUUGUCAUUCAUCGGGUGCUCGAUCAUAUUUUCAUAUAAUAUCUUUCCGUCCUCUAAUAUAUUAUAUAUUAUUAUUAUAUACAUGUUAAGCCAAUUCGCCAAAAACUGUGAUAAUUUUUGUAUACUCAAACGUAUAUUGUAUUUAUAUUAGACGUUAAGUAAUAUUAUAUUUUGUAAAUUAUGUUUUUUAAAUAUUUUUUUUAUUAUUAUAUUAUUACUGUGUAUAUACAUAAAUAUAUUAUUAUUAUUAUUAUUAUUAUAUAUAAAGUGCUCAACAAUAAACGAAAAAAAAUUGUCUAU
This is a messenger RNA of Metopolophium dirhodum (rose-grain aphid), 2314 nucleotides long. Its product is annotated as twist-related protein 1-like. Bases 419 to 1078 code for a protein of 219 amino acids. Gene Ontology annotation, molecular function: protein dimerization activity. The record is from RefSeq and is a predicted model, not a curated record. The transcript has a single exon. Lineage: Eukaryota; Metazoa; Arthropoda; Insecta; Hemiptera; Aphididae.